AAGAAUCGGCUAUCGACAGCACUCCGCUAUGGAACUUCCCCUGCCAAAGUUAUCUUUUUCGUGGUCUCACAGAACUUUACGAAUUCAAGCCAUGAAGAAUUUCCCACAAAUCCCACAAAUUCAGAUGGUCCUGAGGGCAACCCAGGUUGCGUGGCGAGAUGUUCAAAAUGUCGGCGGCGCGUGUUCAUCGGCGGUGAGCAUGCCGCCUGUACGGUGAAGACGUGGACCGUACGAAUCAGCUUGUCGUCUCUUUGAUGCCCACCGGCAGCAGCUCACCUUGCUGGUGCCAGGGCACGUACCUUUGCCAGCAGGACGUUCGAUCGCCUUGUCGCCUUACUUCCCAGGUUCGCG
Paraphaeosphaeria sporulosa is the source of this 351-nucleotide messenger RNA. RefSeq lists its product as uncharacterized. The record is from RefSeq and is a predicted model, not a curated record. NCBI's taxonomy places the organism in Eukaryota, Fungi, Ascomycota, Dothideomycetes, Pleosporales, Didymosphaeriaceae. The transcript has 2 exons. Bases 29 to 217 code for a protein of 62 amino acids.